AUGUUCUCAAGGAAAAUCUCUGCGGUGCAAUCGUUUGAGCCUUCGUCAUCGUCAAAAUUUUCGCCCUCAUCAACGACAACGCACACGAUGAGUGAACAAAUUUUCGUCCUAAUGGAAGUCUUCAAAAGGUGCGAUCCAGUCUCGACCAGACGAAGCGCUGAAGUUUGUCGUCGUUGGCGCCAAGUGAUCGCGAGCGGAACGGGAAACGAAACAAAUCAGUCUCAAGGUCAAAACAACAACAAUAACAAUAAACAAAUGCAUGACGAUCGUCGGCUUCGCAUUGCACAUUUUGGCCGAAUCUAUGUCACCGAUCGGAAGCGAAUAAUCCUGGAGCGUUUACGGACGAAAAUCGAGGUCCAAGAGGAAGCUGAAAUAGCGAAUACGAGGAUGCGACACGGGAUUCAGCCUGGUUUUUCAAUGUCAAACAGUAAAAAUGGCUCGUUGAAAGUUCUCCAAAUGCAACCCCCAUCACAAAUGGAUUCGGUUUAUGUGGACGAACGAGUGGCGGACAGCUCACAGCGCACGAGUUGGGCUUUUUCGUGGAACAUUCGACCAUGGAUUGAUGAGUAUGAUAUACAAGAGGUCGUUUUUCAUAACUUUUGCGCUUUUCUUGAGCGAGAGAUCACUGAAAUGGCUGACCCAACACCGAUUCAAUCGACGAGUCGCGAGGCUUUACUGACGCAAUCGCAUGGUAGCAGUGCAUACUUGCACACUCCUUCCUACUCACCAGGCAAUUCUCCAUCACAUAAUGGUGUCAUCGGCACUCAACCGUCCACACCAAUGAAUCAGCCGCAACAAGAGAUCCGUGAUGUGAACACUCUACCAGAUGUGAAUAUUUGGAAUGGAGAAACGAUGGAGGAACUCCUAAACCUUUCGUCGGGUCGAAUCGAGCGUCUAGCGCAAGUGCUUUCGGCGAUCAAUCCACUUCAUCUUGUAAUCAAAGACACAACGCGACGGAUGCGUCGACCGAUUCGAAUCGUUUUCUUUGCUAUCAAAUUACUACGAAACAAUCUACGGCGGUUAACACUCGAGAAUCUAACGGGCAAUGAAACAGUCGAGUUGGCGAAAUGGUUGAGUUUAGGCGGAUUGGAGAAACUCGUCAUUAAACAACCGUCAUCACAUACAGCUUUCACUGUUAACGAGCAACUCUUGUUCAAAUGGUUACGUUUACCAGAAACUCGCCGAACAAAGAUCAACAUUGAAUUUCAUGGUUGCCGAGAGUUGACUGCUGAGGGUUUAGCAAAGUUUAUUAAGGCCUGGCAAUUGACUCCCGAGAUUUGCGAGUUUGAAACGAUCAAAAUCGAUUGCGCCACUCUGCAACCGGUCGAGUUUCUCGCUGUCGUCAGCAAAAAGCCAAACGAGCGCCUCUCAUCAACGCUUUUCGAAGAAUUUUCUCUACGAGCCGCCCUCAAUCACCGAAAAAUGAUUUUCCAACAUGAGCGCAAUGGUGCAGUCAUCAAAUUUUCAGCUGAUCAGAAAAUGAUGACUCUACAAUGUGUUCGGACUCAAGUCACUCAGCCGAUGAUCAGUCGACGCUCAGCGCCACUCAUUCAGACGCUCGAGCAUCGUCAUCAGGCUCGUCUCGGCGCUCAUGAUGGGAAGGGAUCGUUGGCGAAUCUUUUGUCAACCGGUGAUGUGGGCGGACUAGUGAAAUCCCUGUUCGCUAGUCCUGAGUCGAGAAAACGAGUCACGCAGAUUGCA
Mesorhabditis belari is the source of this 1701-nucleotide messenger RNA. The record is from the annotation of a GenBank genome assembly. NCBI's taxonomy places the organism in Eukaryota, Metazoa, Nematoda, Chromadorea, Rhabditida, Rhabditidae.